AUGAACCUCAUAGUUCUCAGGCCACGGAGACGGGAGCUGUUGCUGUGGGUUGGGCUGGUUCUCGUGCUGAGACACCGCAAUGGUGCUGCCCACAAACUGGUGUGUUAUUUCACCAGCUGGGCACACAGUUGACUGAAUCCUGCUUCGAUCUUCACCGACCUGGACCCAUUUCUUUGCACCCAAUGUUUGAGGGUUUCUGAGAACUGCCUUCCUUUCCUCCAGCCACAGACUGUGCCCUCCACAGGGUGGGGAGCAAGGAGCCUUGUGGGAGGUCGUGGUUCUGCAGACAAUGUGAGGUUCACCACUAUGCUGUCCACACCCAACCGAGAGACGUUUAUCAAUUUGGUUAUAUCCCUCCUGAGGACACACAAUUUCAAUGUUCUGGACCUCUGCUUCUUGUACCCUGGACUAAGAGGCAGCCCCAUGCAUGACCGCUGGACUUUUCUUUUUACUUUCCCGGAGCUCCCGUUUGCCUUCCAGAAGGAGGCCCUGCUCACCACAAGGCCAAGACUGCCGCUCCCCGCUUCCGUCUCAGGGGACACUCGCAUCAUCCAAACAGCUUAGGACGGGCCCCGGCUAGGCAGACUCCUGGAUUUCAUCAUUGUCUUGUCUCACGAAUUACAUGGAAGCUGGGAAAGGUUCACGGGACAUAACAGCCUCCUGUUCUCUCUGCCUGGAGACGCCAAAUCUUCGGCAUAUGCCAUGAAUUACUGGCGAAAGCUGGGGGCACCCUCAGUGAAGUUACUCUUGGGGUUCCCCACCUAUGGACGUACAUUUCACCUCCACAAAGCCUCUAAGAAUGGGUUGCAGGCUGAAGCUGUGGGACCUGCGUCUCCAGGGAGGUACACCAAGCAAGCUGGCUUCUUGGCUUAUUGUGAUAUAUGUUCCUUUCUCCAGAGAGCGAAGAAGUGCUGGAUUGAUUAUCAUUAUGUCCCACAUGCCCACAACGGGGAGAAGUGGGUUGACUAUGAUGAUAUCAUCAGCUAUCCUCCUAACCAUCCUGCAUUGUUCAUAAAGAGAGAGCAUUUGCGGACAGGGAGGGCCGUGGUGCGGACAUUGGACCUGGAUGACGUCAGGGGCACUUUCUGUGUCCCUGGCCCUUCCCCCCUUGUCCACAUGUUGAAUAAUCUCCGGGUGCAGGCUGGUAAGCAGCUAUGACCUGGAAGCUGGGGUUGGAAAUUGCAUAAGCAGGCACUGGGUGGGUCCCUUGUGUUAGAUCCAAAGGCUUUGAUUAUUCUCAGGCCAGUCUGUUUUCUAACCUUGGUUUGGGUGUGUGCUCCCUUUGACGUCUCUGAGCUUUGUUUCCCGUAUCUGUAACACGGGAAUAAUCCUUAUAGUCAUGACAUUAUUGUAAGAACUAAAUGAGAUACGGAAUGAAAACUGUGCUGGCUCACAGCUAACAGUCAAUAUAUAUUAGUUUAUUUCUGUUUGUUUGUUUUUUUCUCCUGCUUUCAUGGGACAAGGGCCAGAAAAGGAAAUGAGGUUUCUUUUGAUAGCUCUUUGAUAGUGGAGCCUGCCCGGGCAGAUGGAAAACGGAACCUGGCAUGCUAGAGCUGAAACAUCCUUGGAGAUGGUGUACCGCCCUCGUUGAAUGGAUAAGGAGACUGCGACUCAGAAAGAGUCCAGCUCAACUCCACGAUGUUGGCUCCCAGCUGCUAUGAAUGUUUCAAGAACUAGCCCUGACCGGCUGACCGGUGACCAAGGCAUUGACCACGGAUUCGGGAAUUUGUUCCCAGAAAGAGAGGCUGUGGCCACUGAGACCCAGAGGAAGACUGAAAAUAAGACCACAAUUCCCAGAGGUGGGAUUGUGAGCCCUGCAAGGGAAACUGUGUCCUUUGGAAAGCACAUUGUAGUCCUAGAAGGGAACACUGAGACACCUGGAGAGAAGACCAUAACCCCUGUGGGUCAUCAGUCUGUGACCCCUGGAGAGGUGACUACGACCUCUGUGCCCCUUCAGACUGAGACCUCUGGAGGGAAGACCAUGGUCCCUAGAAGGAAGGCUACAGCCCCUGAAAAGAUGACUUAUCUCCUCUGGAAAGAUGACAGUCACCCUUGAUGGGGAGACUAAGACUCUAAGAGAAGAGCAUUUGACUUCUGAGGUGGACACUAGUUCUUCUCCCCCCCGCCCCAAUAGGUUACUUUGGUCUUUAGAUGGAAGUUGAACAGGAUGCUACCCUCUGGCCCUGUCAUCUAGCUCCCAGGACACAUUCCUCUUGUGACACCCCUUUUGUUUCUCUGAUGGAAACCAUUGUUCUGUCAACUUGAUGACCCUUCCAACAAGCCCCCUCUGUCUAAAGAAAGAAAACCCAGGAAUUUGCUGUGGAUCAAGAAGCCUAAGCUCUGUGGGUGGCAAAAGCUGGGGAAAGCCCUUGUCUUUUCUUCCGGGUCAGCUGACAGUAGCUGCCUAUAGCCAGCGAUUCAUAAACCAUUUGGGGCAGAGCAGGCCUCAAAGCCGCAGUGAGUCCAUCUCUUUUCUGUUGAAUAAAUUAGAAACACAAGGACCCAUUCGAGUUCUCUGAAAUGAUUUUCUUGAAGUGACCUGUACAAUCCAAUAUGUAUCAGCUUCUCUUUUUCAAGGUCACUUUCUCCUACUGCUAUUUUUGGACAGGGAGUUGUGUCUCGCCCACACUGAUGUUUUCUAGUGUGGAUUAUGUGCUUCCUUCUCUGUCAUGAAACUGCUCACGGCGCUGUUGGUCAGAGCCAGAGUCUCUUCUAGAGAAGUUUUCCUCAAUCCUCAAGGGAGACUGGAGGAAGGAAGGGGAAGUUGAAUCUUCCAAUUAUAUUCCCUGCUUGGUAAAAAUCUGAGUUGUUUCUGAAAAAACACCCCCACCCAUUCUCACCAUAAGAAGUGGUUGAGCGAAAGGCAAAACAGUAUUUUCGUGUGUUACCUGCACACUUCUCCUGGGUCUUCUCUGGAAACAUCAAUUCCCUCUUCCUACACAUUGCAAUCGACCUGUGGAGUGUUUCCUGGGCAUGACUGACACUCAGAAGUUCGUAUAGACACAGGACCAAUUUCUAGCCCUCCCUUCUGGGAGACAAGGAGGCUCGGCUCUGAGUGGGUGUCAUACCCAUCACUGAUGUUACCUUUUCUUUUAGAAGUGCAGCCUCCAAGUCUUUAAGAUCAGGGUCUGAAAUUAUCAUGCCCGUGGGUCCAGGCACCUAUCAAAAAUGAUUUAAGCAGGUGAAGAUGUUUCUACACAUGUGUGGGUACACGGCCACAGGCCCAUGUUGUCACAGCAUAAAUCACAAAUCAGUUAAAUUGCAUAACAAACCAACCCCGAAGCAUAGUGGCUUACAAAACAGGGUAGACAGGGAAAGGCUGACAGGAACGCUGUGGUGUUGGCCUCGGAGGCAUCAGUAGAAAAUCAUGGUUCUAAAAGUAUAUACAGGUUGAUCAAUAUAAAAAUGAAUAGAA
Messenger RNA from Rhinolophus ferrumequinum (greater horseshoe bat), 3415 nucleotides. RefSeq names its product oviductal glycoprotein 1 (gene OVGP1). Gene Ontology annotation, biological process: carbohydrate metabolic process; chitin catabolic process. Gene Ontology annotation, cellular component: extracellular region. The record is from RefSeq and is a predicted model, not a curated record. Gene Ontology annotation, molecular function: chitin binding; chitinase activity. NCBI's taxonomy places the organism in Eukaryota, Metazoa, Chordata, Mammalia, Chiroptera, Rhinolophidae.